Molecule: messenger RNA, 1260 nt
Organism: Paramacrobiotus metropolitanus
Lineage: Eukaryota; Metazoa; Tardigrada; Eutardigrada; Parachela; Macrobiotidae
Product: DNA-directed RNA polymerase III subunit RPC6-like
Exons: 5
Coding region: 146-1084 (312 amino acids)
Biological process (GO): transcription by RNA polymerase III
Cellular component (GO): RNA polymerase III complex
Source: RefSeq, a predicted model, not a curated record
CGCAUACAAACACAGCAGUUCGAAAUUUUCCUUGUUUUGGUUAGGUUUUCGUAAAACUGCGGGGAGUCUCGAUCCUGAAAAAAAAACAGAUCUUAUUUUACGGUCGGCAGUUCUUUUGUCGAUUAUUUGCUUGUAUCUCUUUACUAUGGAUUAUGAUGAGGAACAGCCGCCGACACCGACCACCCGUUUGGCCAACCUUGAAAACGACAUCGAAGAACUGUGCCGUUCGAUGAAAAAUGAAGAGGUUUCGGAGCAAGAACUGCAGGAUCAUUUCCUGGAUUUCUCCCCUGAGCAGUUGAAAUCGGUGGUGAAUCGCAUGAUCAAAGCUAUGAAGCUGCAAGUGAAACCCGACGGCCCUAUUAUCCGUUUGCGCGAUAACUCCAUCAUCAAACGACUGCAGGGCCUGGACGAGGACGAAAUCAAGACGUACGAGGCCAUUGAAGCCGUCGGCAAUAAGGGCAUCGCCUCGCGCUACCUCCGCAUCCGCGCCGGCAAACUGUCCACCACCCGCAUCGCCAAGAUCCUGCAGACGCUGGAGACGAAGAUGCUGAUCAAAGCGGUGAAAUUGCAGAAAAGCGCCAACCGCGCCUCCAACAGCUUGCAAAAGAUGUAUAUGUUGGCGCAUCUGCAACCGGAUGAGGCGUCGGUGGGCAAGCAGACGGUGUACGGCGUGGGGACCAUGUUCGAUGUGGCGCUGUUUGAGACGGUGUCCAAGGUGUGCGUGGUGGAGUUGAAGAAGCGGAUGAAGGAAUUUUUACAGCGCGAUGUGUCGCCGGAUGCCACAGCGGAAGAAAUCCUGGCGGCGGUGGUGGAAAGCGGAGCCGUUAAGAGUGAUUUGACGGAAGGCAGUAUUGAAGCGGCGCUCAAAAUGAUGGAGCUGAAUGGUAAAGUGGAAAGAAGAGUUUUCUUCGAAACCGAUGGUGAAGUUGUUCGUUACCGACUGCACACGAUUAAAACGGACAAGCCGGAAGCCGCCUUGCCCUGCGUUGGUUGCCCGGUCAAACAUCUCUGUUCCUUUAAUACACCGAUAAAUCCAAUUGACUGUCCGCAUUUUGAUACCUGGAUAAAGACCAGCAAUUUUUAAAUUUUAGAUACCAUUUCCGUGUUGACUUUUUUCUCGAAGAUUGUCUUUCAUGGCUUCUGUUACUUGGCAUUCGAAACAGCAUCGUUUCUGUUGCUUGUUGAUCUUCACGAAUGCGACAUUUGUACGAACACAGCGAUAUAAACCGAAGAAAACGAGUAAACGGCAAAUCCGUUUUG